UCGGAAAGGAUAAACAAAAAGGAAGGAAGCCUUCGGCGAGACAAUCGCGGCAAAAUCGGUUCAAAUUUUACCUCGGAAGCUUUACUUGGUCACUACAUGCGCGUUUUUGUUGCUUAGACUGCUACCGUCAGGCGUUCACAAUCAUGAACGACUCGUUAUUGUUUCGUAUGAGUGCAUUUUCGGAUCAAGGAGGGAGAAAAUACAUGGAGGAUGUUAUCGAGAUCAGAAUCGAGUACGAGCCGACGGCGUCAACAGACGAGGAAUAUCCCAAGUCGCAGAGACAUGGAGGGCAGGGGAGCGCAGCUGGCCCGCAGACUGUAACAGAGCCACAUGGCCUGAGCAGACCAGGUCCAGCCACCGCUGCGUGGGUUGAGAGCUUAUCCGACGAGGACGUUUGCAGCGUCGGUACCCCGGCGUCGAGCGAGAAUGUUGUUGUUGACACGCGGAGGUCCGUGGCGUUCUUCGCCGUGUUUGACGGCCACGGGGGCCGCGAAGCGGCGCAUUUCGCCAGUGAGCAUCUGUGGGAUCUGCUGAAGAGGCAGCGGGGCUUCUGGUCAAAGGAGCACGGCGAGGUUUGCGCCGCUCUACGGAAAGGCUUCAUCGCUUGUCACCAAGCAAUGUGGAAGGAGCUGCCAGAGUGGCCAAAAACUAUAACUGGCCUGCCCAGCACAUCGGGCACCACGGCCAGCGUCAUCGUGAUCCGGGGAGUUCACAUGUACGUUGCUCAUGUAGGAGACUCGGCCGUAGUGGUUGGAGUGAAGGAAAACAACUCUGACAUCACGCUCCAGGCGCUUGAAAUAACGCAAGACCACAAACCUGAACUUCCGAAAGAAAAAGAAAGGAUUGAGCGACUGGGUGGCAGUGUAAUGAAGAAAUCUGGGGUUAACCGUGUUGUGUGGAAGAGGCCGCGGCUGACGCACAACGGGCCUGUGAGGAGGAGUACUGUCAUAGACCAAAUCCCGUUCCUCGCAGUCGCUCGAUCCCUCGGUGAUCUGUGGAGCUACGACUUCUACAGUGGAGAGUUUGUUGUUUCUCCUGAACCCGAUACCACUGUGAUGACCCUCGAUCCCAAACGGCAUCGCUACAUCAUUCUCGGCAGCGAUGGGCUGUGGAAUAUGAUGCCGCCCAAGAACGCCGUGAAUAUGUGUUACAGCCACGACAAAAUGGCAGGACCAAAGGGAAUGUCUUGCGCCAGGAGGCUAGGAUGUACGGCUCUGCUGUUCUGGAAAGAGCGCAUGCUCCGGGCAGACAACACGACCGUCAUCGUCCUGGCCCUGCAGGAGCGCGGGGGCCCGCCCAUUCCCAUGCACCGAGACGAGAUCGUCGUUGACAUGGCAACAGGCAUCGACCAAAUUCCAUACCCGGGAACGCCAUAUAACACGUGCGAGAUCCAAAAGCCAAUUGGUCCGCUGGAAGCCCCCUCCCCUUUUACAGAAAGUUCUCGAACACUGGAACAGGCCUUCGGGCUGUACGAGGCAGCUUUCUGCGCCACCACGCAGCUCUUACCCGAAGCAGACUCCACGCUGCGCCCCGCAGACCGUUCGACGAAUGUUUUUGAGAAGCAAGACCCGUCCAGCACCCAGGUGGACUGCGACGAUUCGGCUCCUCCUUCAAAAAAGCCCUGCCGGUCCUCCUCCAGAGCCCCUGAACUUAAAGGUCCUAAUACCUGGCUUGGCGGGUCUCCGAGCAAAGGUUGCUCGCAGAAGAAACUUCACGGGAAAACAGACAGCGAACAGUCCCUACAGCCGAACAACGCGGAAUCGGGUCCGUCUGAGGAUGGUGGCAUUCUGCCGCAGCACGCGUCGGCCCUGUGCGUGUGCUGAACCCCGUCUCGAAAAAAUCUGCACACCGGUUCUUAGAUGUAUACUUUUAUACAAAGUCUCUAUUUGUAUGUUCAUAUGUAAGAUAGAGGUCUUGUAAAUGUGUUGCUGUUCUGAUUUCCCCCUCCCCCUUUUUUUCCUUUUCACCUUUUCUGUAUAUUUUAAGGAGAAAGCAUUAAUUUAAAGUGUCUUCAGUUUGAACAGAAUUGGGACACACACAUACUUCCAUUUUUAGAUUUUUAUCAAAAGAACUGAACUACGGUAGAUUAAUUUUAAUCGAGGAACAGGCCAUGUUUUUCAUUAGCAGUGGUUAAUACCUCAGCUCACCUGUUUGGGUCUAAAGAAUAUUAAUAUAUUGAUAACUUGAUGAGACGAUCUCCUCGGUUGUACUAUUCAGCACAAGCAGAGGUGUAAUUUUUUAAAAUAUUUGUUUUAUAUGUAAUUAUGAUUGUUUAUAACCACGGUUUUUCAUUCCGUUGUGUUUUUGUUUGCAUUUUAAAGAAUGGUCAGUAUUAAACAUGCUUUGGAAUCGUCUCCCCAUGCAUUUGUCUUUGUAGCAUUCCAAGCGCCUUCAUUUUGUUGUCAUUUAUCAUCUGGGUUUAGAAAUAAAUGAGUUUUUGUUCAAAACAUCUAUUUAAGCUGUAGAGGCAGAAAUAGAUGUUGGUCGCAUCAGGCUGAAAUGUUUUACGUAAGCUAACAUUAGCCACUUCCCCCAUACAUCACACUACCACAGCUCGGUUUCCUUUGAAGUUGAUGUUUUGUGAAUCCAUAACUUGUCCGAUGAGACAACACUUAAUUGCUCGUGUAACUUGUGUUACUACAACAGCUCGGUUACUAAGCUAAAUAAUAUGUCUGCUUAUAUUUAGCAUAAAAUGUCAUUGUUGCCUUAGCACAGAUGAGUGAGGUUCUUUUGUGUGUGCGUCUGUGUUUGUAUUUCAGAUCUAAAAUCAGGUAAUGGAGUGUGUCUAGUGUGUUUCAGCCAUCCAUGUCACUACGGUUCAGCUGUUUAAGAGUUCUCUUUUUCUUUUUUUUUGUACAUUGAGUAAAUAUGCAACAUCAGUUUGUACAGUACUAUAAUAUGCAACAUGUGGGGAUUUUCCAGGAGUUUGGCAUGCUCAGAUUUAUGCUGUACUUUGUGAUUUGUGUGUGAUGAGGAUAAUGAAUGUCGACGGGCAUGUUCAUGGAUGUGUUUUAACAAUACCAAUACCUUUGUCUCACUUUAUAUUCAGUGUUGCAAAUUUUCAAGUUGCAUACUUUCAAAGUGAUGACGUAAAUAAAAUGUCUGUGUUGU
Messenger RNA from Xiphophorus maculatus (southern platyfish), 3111 nucleotides. Its product is annotated as protein phosphatase 1D-like. The coding region runs from base 144 to 1823 and encodes 559 amino acids. Gene Ontology annotation, molecular function: cation binding; mitogen-activated protein kinase binding; protein serine/threonine phosphatase activity. The transcript has 6 exons. Gene Ontology annotation, biological process: protein dephosphorylation. The record is from RefSeq and is a predicted model, not a curated record. Lineage: Eukaryota; Metazoa; Chordata; Actinopteri; Cyprinodontiformes; Poeciliidae. Gene Ontology annotation, cellular component: cytosol; nucleus.